AGUGAGAUCAGGUGGGCCCAUUGUAGCCACUGAGAGGGUAGACAUGCGUGCGAACUGAGUCGUUUUUCUUAAAGUUUCCGAAAUGUCACGUGCACCCACUUAUAUCAGUAGAUUUGUAACAGACAUUACGAAAUGUAUAUUCGAUCAAAUAAGCCUCACGUAAUUCGACACUCUCGUAGGUUUUAGCUCACGGAAACAGAUUUUGGGCGGAGUAAAUCCUCUCGCUUCUCUUCCUCUCUGUUGGCGGCCAUAAUAAACCCCUGUACGUGAAAUCAGUGGAUGAGAGACGGUUGAGGAACACGGCCGUAACAAUCUAUUUUUCAGUAUCAAGACGCGUUUCUCAUACAUCUAUAUAUUUUUUCUCUCGAGAACUGACAUUAUUUACGUGGAUAUAAUAUUAUGGUGUGAAGAUGGCCUGACGGCCGGGGACGGAAUGUUAAUCUCACCAACGCUUCUCCAAUAUAGCCGCGUUGACCAGUAUCUCUACUCCUGGGACUUGAACAUGGAUAUCGCCGAUGGAGCGGAGGAUCUUUCCUUGGAGGAGAUUUUAUCGUUGUACAGCCAGCCGAUCAACGAAGAGCAGGCAUGGGCUGUUUGUUACCAAUGUUGCAGAACUUUGGCUCGGAAACACCGCAGGAGAAAUUCCCAGACUUCUGGCUCAUCUGUUGGGGAUUUGACGAGAAGGAUUGAAGGACCUGGCGAUGUACGGAUUCUGAGAGAUGGAACAGUUCAAUUGCACCACCAAGACAGCGAAGAUAAAUACAGACCUCCCAACACGUCCUUAGAGGUGAUUGAAUCUCUGGGAAUCAUGAUCUACAAGGCGUUGGACUACAGUCUGAAGGAGAGCGAGGAGAGAGAGCUCAGUCCGGCUCUGGAGCAACUCAUCGACAUGAUGACCAACAUGGCAGAGAAGGAGAGGGACAGUGACCCCUGCCCUGAUGAAGGUUACGAGGCCACCGAGGAGGAGGAAGACGAGGAAGACCCAAACACUCUCUGUAAUGUAAAAGGAUUCAGAGACAUCAUCAUGCUGUGUACGUCCCACCUGCCCAGCCCCUCUGAUGCCCCUAACCACUACCAGGCUGUGUGUCGGGCACUCUACGCCGAGACCAGAGAGCUACGCAGCUUCCUGGAGAAGAUCAGGAGUGCUAAAGAGAACCUGCGGCGGAUGGAGGGAGACACUCGAGAGGAACCAGUCAGAGAUCUCAACGAGCUACAGAACGCUGACUGGGCUAAGUUCUGGAUGCAGGUGAUGGGUGACCUGCGUAACGGGGUCAAACUGAAGAAGGUCCAGGAGAGACAGUACAGCCCUCUACCUGUAGAGUUCCAGCUCACACCUUAUGAGAUGCUGAUGGAUGACAUCCGCUUCAAACGAUACAAACUACGGAACGUCAUGCUGAAUGGAGACAUCCCUCCCAGGUUAAAGAAGAGCGCUCAUGAGGUCAUCCUGGACUUCAUCCGCUCCAGACCACCUCUCAACCCUGUUGCUGCCAGGAAGCUGAAGCCCCACCCUGCGCGGCCGCGAAGUCUCCAUGAGCGCCUUCUCGAGGGCAUCAAACAGGAGAGGAAGCUACGGCCUGUAUCACCUGACAUGACCCGGCGCAAUCACCUGGGAGCAGUCAAAAGCAUCAGCACCCCUCAAGAUCUGAACCGCAGCUCAGACCUGUCCACUCCGGAUGCCCUCAGAAAGCACGCCAGCAGCACCCUGGCCCUUUCCUGUCCACCAGCUCACGGGGUGGGAGGGGCUCUUGGUCAGAGGAAGAGGCUCUUGAAGGCACCCACGCUGGCUGAACUCUACAGCUCCGAGUCUGACGAUGAGCCCAGUCACAGCUCCUCCAGUUUGUCAGCAUCCAUGUUGGACGCCUCGUCUCCGGGAUCUGUCCUGGGGAAGAACACACCCCCUAGGUUCCUGCCCAUCACCAUGACUCCCCAGCCUGACAGUCGCCCCUCCCCUCAGAGGAGACACUCCAUUGAGAAGGAGCCCCCCACCAGCGUACGACCCUUCACAGCCCCCACCAGACAGAGCUCCAAGUCUCUGGUGGAAAUCCCCGCCCCCAGCAGUGGUGCUAAGGUGGAGGACUUCUGCUACCCUGUAGAGUGUCUGGCUCUAACAGUAGAAGAGGUGAUGCACAUCAGACAGGUUCUGGUCAAAGCUGAGCUGGAGAAGUUCCAACAGUACAAAGACGUUUACAACGAACUGAGGAAAGGAAAGCUGUGUUUCUCCUGUCAGACUAAAAGGUUCUCAUUUUUCACCUGGUCCUACACCUGCCAGUUCUGCAAAAGGCCUGUGUGCUCGCAGUGCUGUAAAAAGAUGAGACUUCCCUCUAAGCCGUAUGCCAACCUGCCCGUCUCCUCUCUGGGUCCUACUGCCACUCUACCCAGGGAGGAGGCUGGAGGGACAUCAGCCUUGGGCACCCCAGAGAAGCCCUCGUCCAGCCACAGUCUGCGCCGGACAGUCUCCAGGUUAUCUGAAUACAACAGCAGUGAGGGGUCUCGUGACGAGCCGGAGCUGGAUCUUCCCAAAGAGCUGACCGACGACUGGUGUACCAUGGAGGUCUGCAUCAACUGUAAGAAGUUCAUCUCUGAGAUAAUCUCCAGCAGCAAGCGCUCUCUAACCCUGGCCACCAAGCGAGCCUGUCUGAAGAGGAAGACCCAGUCCUUCUACUUGUCUUCACCUAACACAGACGAUUACAGACCCUCUGAGAGGACCAUCAACCAGGUUUAGACUACAGAUGCUCUGAGAGGACCAUCAACCAGAUUUAGUUUUAGGGUUAGACCUCUCGCUCUCUCGUCCGCUCCUUGGGGGACCCUGUUCCCUAGAUAGUGCACUACAUUUGACCAUGGACCCUGGUAGUGCACUACAUCAGAGUUCAUGUCACUGUGUGGGGUAUUUAGCAUGACUCACAGUACUCUGGACCCUGGUUGUCACAGUACUCUGGACCCUGGUUGUCACAGUACUCUGUGGACCCUGGCUGUCACAGUACUCUGGACCCUGGCUGUCACAGUACUCUGGACCCUGGCUGUCACAGUACUCUGGACCCUGGCUGUCACAGUACUCUGGAACCUGGCUGUCACAGUACUCUGGAACCUGGCUGUCACAGUACUCUGGACCCUGGCUGUCACAGUACUCUGGACCUUGGCUGUCACAGUACUCUGGACCUGGCUGUCACACUACUCUGUGGAUCCUGGCUGUCACAUUACUCUGUGGACCCUGGUCUAAAGUAGAAUAGGGAAUAGGGUGCCCCUUGACCCGCUAUCAUAAUGUCUCAGCUCUGUGCUGCUCAUCACUGUGUAAUAAUGAUAGAGAUGGCCAUUGUAGAAGACGUGUUAGUAUAUACUACCUACCUGUAAUGGUUCUAGACAGAUGGUCAGUGUGUUAGUAUAUACUACCUACCUGUAAUGGUUCUAGACAGAUGGUCAGUCCAUGAGUUGUGGAAUAGACCGUUUGGAUUUGUUGUUCUACUGAUUACACACUGUCUCCAGAUUGACAACAGAACUAAACAAGGUUGUAUUCAUUCCACCUGCUUGUUUAACGAUCUGAAUUCCUCUCUCUCUUUACUACCCUGUAAUGUUAUGUAGGUCCCUUUCAAGAAGUGGUGAAAAGAGGCACCCUAAAUGGUGUAACCCCUAACUCGGCAUGGGUUCUCGUCCCCUAACCCCUAGUCUCAGGAACCAUUGGGUUAGUGUAUUGAUACAGCUGUGGAUGGACGACUAGCUAGCCACUGACAGGACAACUGCCUCACAGUAUAAUAGUACAUCACUGAACUGUCUACCACAGUAUAGAUGAGCAACUAGAGUACUGAACCAUUACUUAUUCUCAUGUUAUGUGAAUAAUAUUUAGAGGCGUUGAAGGAACAAUCAGGCAGAUGCUGAGAUCACCGAGGUAGAGCCAAGAUGAUAUAUAUUUAACAGUAGUGUGGUCGGUCGGUGAGACCUCUAGUCCCCGUCCAGAGAUAAGAUGUUAAUUAACAAACGACUAGUUUCUGUUACUCUCAGGAAGAACAGGCCCUUCGGCUGUGCCCCAGGCACCCUAUUCCCUACAUAGUGCACUACCAUUUGGGACAAAGCCAUUGUCUAACAGGCAAUAGAGCCAUCAGUCAGGUCUUAACAAGCUAAUUUCCAGUUUCCAUAGAAAUAAAAUGCCUACCACUACCCAGCCCCAGCCAAUAAAAUUAAACCAAAUGACAUGCCUAAGGUAGUGUCUGCCCCUCCCCAGCCCCAGCCAAUAAAAUUAAACCAAAUGACAUGCCUAAGGUAGUCUCUGCCACUCCCCAGCCAAUAAAAUGAAACCAAAUGACAUGCCUAAGGUAGUCUCUGCCACUCCCCAGCCAAUAAAAUGAAACCAAAUGACAUGCCUAUGGUAGUCUCUGUCACUCCCCAGCCAAUAAAAUUAAACCAAAUGACAUGCCUAAGGUAGUGUCUGCCCCUCCCCAGCCCCAGCCAAUAAAAUUAAACCAAAUGACAUGCCUAAGGUAGUCUCUGUCACUCCCCAGCCAAUAAAAUGAAACCAAAUGACAUGCCUAAGGUAGUCUCUGGCACUCCCCAGCCAAUAAAAUGAAACCAAAUGACAUGCCUAUGGUAGUGUCUGCCCCUCCCCAGCCCCAGCCAAUAAAAUGAAACCAAAUGACAUGCCUAAGGUAGUCUCUGCCACUCCCCAGCCAAUAAAAUUAAACCAAAUGACAUGCCUAAGGUAGUCUCUGCCACUCCCCAGCCAAUAAAAUGAAACCAAAUGACAUGCCUAAGGUAGUCUCUGCCACUCCCCAGCCAAUAAAAUUAAACCAAAUGACAUGCCUAAGGUAGUCUCUGUCACUCCCCAGCCAAUAAAAUGAAACCAAAUGACAUGCCUAAGGUAGUCUCUGCCACUCCCCAGCCAAUAAAAUGAAACCAAAUGACAUGCCUAUGGUAGUCUCUGCCACUCCCCAGCCAAUAAAAUGAAACCAAAUGACAUGCCUAAGGUAGUCUCUGCCACUCCCCAGUCAAUAAAAUGAAACCAAAUGACAUGCUUAUGGUAGUCUCUGCCACUCCCCAGCCCCAGCCAAUAAAAUUAAACCAAAUGACAUGCCUAAGGUAGUGUCUGCCACUCCCCAGCCCCAGCCAAUAAAAUUAAACCAAAUGACAUGCCUAAGGUAGACUCUGCCACUCCCCAGCCAAUAAAAUGAAACCAAAUGACAUGCCUAAGGUAGUCUCUGCCACUCCCCAGCCAAUAAAAUGAAACCAAAUGACAUGCCUAAGGUAGUCUCUGCCACUCCCCAGCCCCAGCCAAUAAAAUUAAACCAAAUGACAUGCUUAUGGUAAACUCUGCCACUCCCCAGCCCUAGCCAAUAAUUUUUUUUCUUUUCCCAAUAAAUUUGCCCCAGCUGCAGAUCUAAUUGGCCGGGAAACAGGAAGUGUUCAGAGGUUAAAUGAUUGGGUGGGUUUACUAUGAUGUAUUUUUUUUUCUGAGCCUGGUGCCAAACUAAAUUCCCCUCCUGUCUGAAUGCCAGGUCAUUCUAUGGACCUGUAGUACUUGGUGAGGAAGGUGAUACGGGAGAUUCUAGAAACAGAAUCUGUUGUUUUUACAAGUUUUAGCUGACCAAUAGGAUCUCAGAAUGGUGGGAUAUGAUUGUGUACAUCAGUGGAGUCUACUGAGGGGAGGACGGCUCAUAAUAAUGGAUGGAACGGAGCCAACCACAUGGAAACAAGCCAUUACCACGAGCCCGUCCUCCAGUGGUCUACAUGCUGUAUCCAAAAUGUAUUAUACCUGAUGUGUUUCCAUUAAUAUUAUCUUAAAGAUGUAUUUUUAUUUUAUUUGUAAUAUUGGAUUGUCAUCUCCUGUUGGGAUCAGACCAGAUCAGAUAGAUGGGCCUCCGAGGCCAGAUCAGAUAGAUGGGCCUCCGAGGCCAGAUCAGAUAGAUGGGCCUCCGAGGCCAGAUCAGAUAGAUGGGCCUCCGAGGCCAGAUCAGAUAGAUGGGCCUCCGAGGCCAGAUCAGAUAGAUGGGCCUCCUAGACCAGAUCAGAUAGAUGGGCCUCCGAGACCAGUCAGGUCUGGAUCAGACCAGAUAGAUGGACCUCCAGAUCAGAUAGAUGGGCCUCCUAGACCAGAUCAGAUAGAUGGGCCUCCUAGACCAGAUCAAAUAGAUGGGCCUCCUAGACCAGAUCAAAUAGAUGGGCCUCCUAGAGCAGAUCAGAUAGAUGGGCCUCCUAGAGCAGAUCAGAUAGAUGGGCCUCCUGGAGCAGAUCAAAUAGAUGGGCCUCCUAGACCAGAUCAGAUAGAUGGGCCUCCUAGAGCAGAUCAGAUAGAUGGGCCUCCUAGACCAGAUCAAAUAGAUGGGCCUCCUAGACCAGAUCAGAUAGAUGGGCAUCCGAGACCAGAUCAGAUAGAUGGGCCUCUGAGACCAGUCAGGUCUGGAUCAGACCAGGUAGAUGGACCUCCGAGAUCAGACCAGAUAGAUGGACCUCCGAGAUCAGACCAGAUAGAUCAGACCAGUUAGAUGGACCUCUGAGAUCAGACCAGAUAGAUGGACCUCUGAGAUCAGACCAGAUAGUCCUUCUAGACCAAACAGGUCUGAAUAGCACUUUUACUGGACCAAUGUAUUGUUGUUUUGAAGUUCAUUCUCUUUAUUAAUUUAAUUUCUUAAUCUUUUGUUUGUUUCAUCUUUUGAAGUCAGUGUGGUGAGAUGGUAUCCUAGGGUUAAUGGUGAUGGUAUCCUAGGGUUAAUGGUAUCCUAGGGUUAAUGUGAUGGUAUCCUAGUGUUAAUGGUAUCCUAGGGUUAAUGGUAUCCUAUGGUUAAUGGUAUCCUAAGGUUAAUGGUAUCCUGGGGUUAAUGGUGACUGUAUCCUAGGGUUAAUGGUGAUCGUAUCCUAGGGUUAAUGGUAUCCUAGGGUCAAUGGUAUACUGGGGUUAAUGGUGAAUGUAUCCUAGGGUUAAUGGUGAUGGUAUCCUAGGGUUAAUGGUGAUGGUAUCCUGGGUUUAAUGGUGAUGGUAUCCUAGGGUUAAUGGUAUCCUAGGGUUAAUGUGAGGGUAUCCUAGGGUUAAUGGUAUCCUAGGGUUAAUGGUAUCCUAGGGUUAAUGGUAUCCUAGGGUUAAUGUGAUGGUAUCCAAGGGUUAAUGGUGAAGGCAUCCUAGGGUUAAUGUGAAGGCAUCCUAGGGUUAAUGUGAAGGCAUCCUAGGGUUAAUGUGAAGGCAUCCUAGGGUUAAUGUGAGGGUAUCCUAGGGUUAAUGGUAUCCUAGGGUUAAUGUGAGGGUAUCCUAGGUAUCCUGGGGUUAAUGGUGAUGGUAUCCUAGGGUUAAUGGUGAUGGUAUCCUAGGGUUAAUGGUGAUGGUAUCCUAGGGUUAAUGGUAUCCUAGGGUUAAUGGUGAUGGUAUCCUGGGGUUAAUGGUGAUGGUAUCCUAGGGUUAAUGGUGAUGGUAUCCUAGGGUUAAUGGUAUCCUAGGGUUAAUGGUGAUGGUAUCCUAGGGUUAAUUGAGUAUGCUAGAUCUUGGGGUUUGGUAGCAGGUGUCAUUAAAACACAGCUUUCUGAAUGUACAGGGUAUAAUGUCUUUUAACUCUUAUUUCACAUGCAAUCUAAAUCUACGUAUACGGAAUUUUAAUGCUCCCUGUAAAUUAUUUUGUCACUCUUACUAUCCAUGUCACGCGCACCAUCCACCUUCAUACAAUACAUGGACACAUUGUUAUUCAUACAUUUAUUACACACUCUCCCUAUUCAUCAUUUAUUUAUUUUCUGACCUCUUAAACUAACUGCGGUAGAAAGAUCAGAAUUAUAACACAUAACCGACAUUACUAACGUCAAUAUCAACCUCCCAUAAAAUAUUCCAUUGGACCAUAUGGAUUCCAGUGAGGAAGCAAUGGUGUGCAUGCUAUAAUUAUUUUUUUUUAUGCCAAUAAAAUGAUCUCUGUUUGAAUUCUGUGUUGUAGUAUUCAUGCUCUGCAGGGUUGAACCAAAAUCUUUCCUGUUUUAAUAAAUUACAGUAUUGUAUCAUGUGUCAGCUCAACAGUAAAAUAAAAAUGUAAUCACUA
This is a messenger RNA of Oncorhynchus mykiss (rainbow trout), 7994 nucleotides long. The record is from RefSeq and is a predicted model, not a curated record. NCBI's taxonomy places the organism in Eukaryota, Metazoa, Chordata, Actinopteri, Salmoniformes, Salmonidae.